Molecule: messenger RNA, 2305 nt
Organism: Oryza sativa Japonica Group (Japanese rice)
Lineage: Eukaryota; Viridiplantae; Streptophyta; Magnoliopsida; Poales; Poaceae
Product: phosphoribosylamine--glycine ligase
Biological process (GO): purine nucleobase biosynthetic process
Molecular function (GO): metal ion binding; ATP binding; phosphoribosylamine-glycine ligase activity
Source: RefSeq, a predicted model, not a curated record
CCAGCCCAUCGCUGCUUUACUCCCCCAUCAACGCCGCUCGCUCACUACUCGCGCCGCCGCUUCCGCCGCCGCUCCGCUCCAGUCGCGUCGGCUUCCCGCCUCCUCGCCGGCGAGCCGUGCCUCGACGCUCUCCCUCUGUUGCUCCGCCGGCCAGCAGCAUGCCGCGCUUCUGCUCCCACUAGCUCCCGCCACCGCCGCCCCUACUGAGCCCGGUGAGACCGUGAGGCGGUGGUGUGCACCAGUCCGGCAGUUCGCCCCCCUCCUCCUCCCAAUCCGGCCGCCGCUUCAUCACCGCCGGCGAGGCUCCGCGUCUCCUCCUAGGUCGCGCUGCUUCGUAUCACAGAGAGAGGCCAGCUCGGUCUCCGGAUAAGCAAGAACCAUGGCGUCUGCUGCUGCCGCUUACGGCGUCGGGGCUCCACUCAAGCUCGCUGCAAGGCGGCAUGGGGCACUCGCGCUGGCCGGUAGCCAUCGCUGCAGUGGAUGGAAGUCUUCAGUGUCUUGCCCUGUUCCUCAGGCUUGGAUGGGCAGUUGCUCUUCUGUCGCAAUGCGCCGUGUCGCCUCCGGUUCUCGAUUGAUUGUUCAGGCUUCAAACAGCGGGGGCUCAAGCUUGAAGGCAUCAUUGGCUGAUGCUAGCCUGCUUACUGAAGAGAGGAUAACUGUUUUGGUGAUUGGAGGUGGAGGAAGGGAGCACGCUCUCUGUUACGCCUUGAAUCGCUCUCCGUCUUGUGAUGCGGUCCUAUGUGCCCCUGGGAACGCAGGUAUUGCUCAGUCUGGAGAUGCGACCUGUAUAUCGGACUUAGACGUCUCCGAUAGCGAUGCCGUUAUCGCGUUCUGCUGCAAGAGGGGAGUGGGAAUGGUUGUAGUAGGUCCUGAAGCUCCUCUUGUUGCCGGUCUUGUGAAUGACCUUGUGAAAGCUGAGAUACCAGCAUUUGGUCCUUCCUCAGAAGCUGCGGCUUUAGAAGGAUCGAAGGACUUUAUGAAGAAAUUAUGCGAUAAGUACAAUAUUCCUACAGCUAAGUAUCGCACAUUCACAGAUCCUGCAGAAGCUAAACAAUAUGUCAAAGAUCAAGGCGCCCCUAUUGUUGUCAAAGCUGAUGGAUUGGCAGCUGGAAAAGGCGUGGUUGUUGCUAUGACUUUGGAUGAGGCAUUUGAAGCCAUAGACUCUAUGCUGGUUCAAGGGUCAUUUGGUUCUGCUGGUUCACGGGUUAUCAUUGAAGAAUAUCUGGAGGGUGAAGAAGCCUCUUUCUUUGCAUUAGUGGAUGGUGAAAAUGCAUUGCCACUUGAAUCGGCACAAGAUCACAAAAGGGUUGGUGAUGGUGAUGUAGGCCCAAAUACUGGUGGUAUGGGUGCAUAUUCCCCUGCACCAAUAGUGACAGAAGAGCUUAAGCACACAAUUAUGGAUAGUAUAAUAAUCCCAACAGUUCAAGGUAUGGCAGCUGAAGGAUGCAAGUUUGUUGGUGUAUUAUAUGCUGGACUUAUGAUUGAGAAGAAAUCUGGUCUGCCUAAGCUUAUCGAGUACAACGUACGAUUCGGUGACCCAGAAUGCCAGGUUCUUAUGAUGCGAUUAGAAUCCGAUCUAGCACAGGUUCUGAUGUCUGCGUGCAGAGGGGAACUGGGCGAUGUUUCACUAACCUGGUCACCUGAAAUGGCAAUGGUGGUUGUGAUGGCAAGCGAAGGAUACCCCGGAUCUUAUAAGAAGGGGACUGUAAUAAGAAAUCUCGAGAAGGCCGAGCAGGUCUCGCCCGCGGUAAAAAUAUUCCAUGCUGGAACAGCACUGGAUGGGGAUGGAAAUCUUGUCGCUGUCGGAGGCCGGGUGCUCGGGAUCACGGCUAAGGGCAAAGACAUUGAGGAAGCACGGGCAAGAGCAUAUGAUGCAGUAGAUGUUGUUGACUGGCCUGAAGGAUUCUUCAGGCGCGAUAUUGGUUGGAGAGCACUGAAGCACAAGCAAGUGGCCAAUUACUGAUGCGGAUUUUCCUGAGCACACCACAACUAUGGUGAGCAUGUAAUGUUAAGAGCAAUAAAGAGAAAAUUUGUCACUUCUGUGGUUGAGGAAAGGCAAAACCAUAGCUCAAAUUUGAGUUUUUUUUUUUGUACCAACUGUUAAAUUUGAGUUGGGCUUGCAUUUUGAGGAACAGCCAGAUGAACAAUGACCGAGUUUUGACUUCCACAAGUAGAGAGAGAGCAUUGUUCGGUGCUUAAUAUCUACUUCCGUUGGUUAGUGGUAUUAAGGGAUUCCAUAUGUAAGUCGUUUUAGACUUGUGCACAAGAAUUAAGAUAACAAUCUCAAUGAUUUUGUUACCCUUCA